Messenger RNA from Zalophus californianus (California sea lion), 3930 nucleotides. Its product is annotated as septin-10-like. Gene Ontology annotation, cellular component: septin complex; septin ring; microtubule cytoskeleton. Gene Ontology annotation, molecular function: GTPase activity; molecular adaptor activity; GTP binding. Bases 1782 to 3146 code for a protein of 454 amino acids. The transcript has a single exon. Gene Ontology annotation, biological process: cytoskeleton-dependent cytokinesis. Lineage: Eukaryota; Metazoa; Chordata; Mammalia; Carnivora; Otariidae. The record is from RefSeq and is a predicted model, not a curated record.
GACUCCCCAUUGAGCAGGGAACCCAAUGUGGGGCUUGAUCCCAGGACCCCAGGAUCAUGCCCUGAGCCAAAGGCAGAUGCUUAACCGACUGAGCCACCCAGGCGCCCCAUCAUUACUGAUUUGCUGGCGAGUUACAAUAUGGUUUGUUAUUAGUAGCUGUUCGAGUACUGUCAGGGGCUAGAGCCAGUCCCAGAAGAUUCCAAAAGAGCUGCUUAACUAAGGUCAUCCGAGGGAAGCCACUCGGAUACCUGUGGUUCUGAGUCCAGCAAGACCAGCAGACGAGGUUCCUGGACCAAACAGUGCGCGGAUGUGUUUGAUGAGGCUGGGACACAGCUGCGUGGAGACGGACCUUCGGCACAACCACACAAAGGGCACGCAGGGCAGGUAAUCUCUCUGUUUGUAACGCCAGAUUGUAGGAGCCCAUCGCCUCCUGUCCUGCAUAGGAAACCCCGGAAGAGGAGCUUUCUUGAGACAUUACAUGGAGGCUACAUCGGCAGCCGCCUCUCGAUUCUCUUUCUAUCAGACCUGUGACUCCCAAAGCUUAGCAUUCAUUUUGACUAUAAGAGUGUAAGUAUGUAAUCUCUGAUGCAUACAUUUAUUAAAAAUGGAAUCUCCUGUCCUUGGUGUUUUCUUAAGGAUUCCUCCCUCUGAUAAUGCAUCACCAAAGCAAAGAGUUGCUUUAUUUAAUGUACUCUGCUUUUAUGAUACGUCGUUUUCUUUUUCUUCUUUAAAGGAAAGAGGUUUCUGCAAUCAAUUUACAGUACAUGGGAUUGGGAGCAUGGGAAGGAAAUAAUGGGUGUGGAAGUCCGUGAAAGAGGCUGAGGUCUGAGAUGACUAGGGUGUUCCUGAAGGUUCCAAGAAUGCCCAGGGGCUGGCCCCCAGCCCUCAUAAAAUCCACGAGAGACCAGUGCCCCAUCUGAACCUCCAGGAGCUGCUCCAUUGUGAACUCAUUCUCCUCCUCCCUCCUCUUCAGCGCCUCUGAAAACCAUGAGUAGAGCUGAGGGACGGGCUAACUGAGGGGCCCUUGGAUGGAGAUCUAGCUGGAAAGAGUCUGGAACCAGGAAUGUAGGGACCUGAAGUUUAGUCCUGGUGCUUUCUUAAACUCCCUGUGCAACCUUGGACAAGCCCUUCACUCUCUAGUCUUCUGUUUCACCAUCUGUGAAUCAAGGGAGCUAUGUCUUUGGGUCUCGGGUGCCGUGGAGCCAGGCCAGGGACAAGCAGUGGGGCGGGAAACAGCCCCUUCAUCUCCUACCGAAAGGCACAUGUCAGCUGUCCUUUAUGAACACCUCAUCCAAGGCAAUGAUGCAUGAUUCUGAGACUGGUGUAAUCUGGAACUGGCAGCCUGGAGGUCUGGGAUAGCCAGGAGUCACUGGGAGCGCAGGGAAGCUAUAACUUGGAAGCUCUUUGCUUCCUUGGGAGGGGAGUGGGGGGGGGGGUCCUUCCUCAGGAAGCCACCAUCCCGGGAGCACGUCAGAAUAGUAUAUUUGUAUGAAGUCAGACUCUGGUCUUUGGUCUUGGUGGUAAGGAAUCUCCACCCCCCCCCCAAAACAAAACAAAAACAAUACUCAGAGGAUGUGGUGGUCUUUAUUCAGAGAAAUCAAGGUGAACUGAACAAAUCUCAGGACCCUGGUAGAGCAAGAGGGUAAGUUGGGGAAUUUUAUCAAUAAGCAAAAUGGGUCCACCUUUGCUCCCUUCGUGGUCCGGUCGCUCGCUCGGGGGCCCGGGCUGAGACCCCCCGCUUCACUGGGACCCCCGCCUUCGCUCAACUCUCGCUUGGGACCAUGACCUCUGAGGUGGUGUGGCACCUGCUCUAUCAGUCUCACAUGCCAACAAAAACAACUUGUAUGUCCUCACAAGUAUCUGAUGAUGAACAGAAACAAACAAAGGAAGAUAUUCAUUCUUUAACUAUGUCUGGCCAUGUUGGUUUUGAGAGUUUGCCUGAUCAGCUGGUCAACAGAUCCAUUCAGCAAGACUUCUGUUUUAAUAUUCUCUGUGUGGGGGAGACUGGAAUUAGAAAAUCAACGCUGAUUGACGCAUUGUUUAAUACUAAUUUUGAAGACCAUGGAUCCUCACAUUUUUACCCACAUGUUAGACUUAGAGCCCAGACAUAUGAACUCCAUGAAAGUAAUGUUCGAUUGAAAUUGACCAUUGUGAAUACAGUAGGAUUUGGUGACCAAAUAAACAAAGAAGAGAGCUACCAAUCGAUAGUUGACUACAUAGAUGCUCAGUUUGAGGUCUGUCUCCAAGAGGAGCUGAAGAUCAAGUGCUCUCUCUUUAACUACCAUGAUUCUCGCAUCCACGUGUGCCUUUACUUCAUCUCCCCUACAGGUCACUCUCUGAAGCCACUGGAUCUCUUAACAAUGAAGAGCCUUGACAGCAAGGUGAACAUUAUACCAGUGAUUGCCAAAGCAGAUGCAAUUUCUAAAGCUGAAUUACAGAAGUUUAAGAUCAAGCUCAUGAGUGAAUUGGUUAGCAACGGUGUUCAGAUAUACCAGUUUCCAACAGACGAUGAAACUAUUGCUAAAAUCAAUGCUUCAAUGAAUGGACAUUUGCCGUUUGCUGUUGUAGGAAGUAUGGAUGAGGUAAAAGUCGGAAAUAAGAUGGUCAAAGCUCGCCAGUACCCUUGGGGUGUUGUUCAAGUGGAAAAUGAAAACCACUGUGACUUUGUAAAGCCCCGGGAAAUGCUCAUUUGUACAAACAUGGAAGAUCUGCGAGAACAGACCCACACUAGGCAUUAUGAACUUUACAGGCAUUGCAAACUGGAGGAAAUGGGCUUUACAGAUGUGAGCCCAGAGAAUAAGCCACUCAGUCUUCAAGAGACCUAUGAAGCCAAAAGACAUGAAUUUUAUGGUGAACGUCAGAGGAAGGAAGAAGAAAUGAAGGAGAUGUUUGUGCAGCGAGUAAAGGAGAAACAAGCCAUAUUGAAAGAAGCUGAAAGAGAGCUGCAGGCCAAAUUUGAACACCUUAAAAGAGUUCAUCAAGAAGAGAGAAUGAAGCUUGAAGAGAAGAGAAGACUCUUGGAAGAAGAAAUAAUUGCUUUCUCAAAAAAGAAAGCUACCUCAGAGAUAUACCAGAACCAGUCCUACAUGGCAUCGGGCAGCAACCUAAAGAAGGACAAGGACCAUAAGAACUCCAAUUUUAUGUAAAGCAAAGGUUCCAGAUCACAGAAGGUCAUCACAAGCAAAAAUUAUUAAAAUGUUAGAAGUAUGCUUUGAUUUUCUUGCUGUUUUUAUUUGCUGUAUCAUUUAUUCUAUAUCUGGCAAAUGGCUGUAGUUACUGCCAUUUAUGGAAAAAUAUUUUUAAGUAUAAGGUUAAUACAUAAACCACAGUGGGUGAUAUCACUUUUAUAUUCACUGUUGUUAGAAGUUUUCAAGUUGCUGGUUUGUGAUGAAUCUAAAUCAUUUCUCCUGCUGCCCAGUUAUUGUCACUUACGUGCAUUGUACCACAGAGCAAAGUGUCAGUGCCAUUGAAAAUACAGAAGUCAUUCAUUAUAUGGCUAUCUGAUUGCAUUUAUAUUCCAAGAUGAACUCCUUUUUUGUACAUACUAAAGGUAAAUUUUGGGAAAUAUGUUUUAAAAUGUAUUAUGUACCUGAAGCUCUAACCUCUUUAAUAGUUUCAUAGAACUUUUUAAUUUUUGAUACCCAUUAUCCAAUUGGUAACAUGAUCCUAAGCUUUUGUAUCAAAUUAUGUAACAUGGCCUUCCACAGUUCAGUGUGCCUUAUUGUGGUUGAUGUAUUGUUGUGAUGAAACAAGAUGUGUGUAAAAGUAAAAACAUCUAGGUAUAAAUCCAUUUUCUAGUGAUGAGCACCUUUGAACCUGGGGUAUCGCCACUCUAUUUCAUUAGAAUGUUUUACAUACUUGUUGUUUAAAACUCUGUUUUCCAGGGGAAAAAUCAUAACGUAGAAUCAUCUUAUUAAAAAUAUUUCUUAA